AUGAAUAUUGGUGAUGUUGUGCGCUUGAAAGGUUGUACCCUUAAAGGACGCAGCUUGGAGACAUCAUGUGGUUGCUCAGCAUUAGAUGCACUAUUAUGUGGAGGAUUGGCUGUGUCAACAUUUUGCGUCAUCGAUGAGCUGAAUUCCAGGGCAUAUGCGGAUUCGUUAGCUCGUUACUUUAUCGCUGAGGGUCUAUACAGUGGCCAUGAUGUGCUUGUUGUCGAUCCAAUGGGUGAAGAUAAGCUUUGGAAGGGAGUUCCGACUAGAAUUGAAUCCCAGACAAUGUCAAACUCGUCCUCAAUUCCACCGCCUCCUCUCCAAAAAAUGUCAGACCCGCAAGAGGAUCUACGAAUAGCGUUCAGAUAUGCAGCUAAAUCUCAGGUGAACUCGUCCAUUGGGGAUAAGAACCGCUACGAUCUUGGCAAACCGCUUCCAGAAAGAUCACCCCUUUGGAGUGAUUCCAAGAAUUUUUCCAUAUUCUUGAUACGACUUCGAUCUUUACUCAGAAACUCUCAUGCUAUUGUGUUUGCUACAGCAGCCAGCGAAACGAUGCUGAAACAACCUGCGGAUGAGUUUUAUGAGUCACUUUAUAUGUUCCUAUCUACACUAUGCAAGAGUGACCUCUACAACAAAACCCGUGCUCCUACAAAGAAUUUGUUGAGAGUUGUUAUUGGCCAUCUAGGAUCACCACUUUGGAGUGACUCCAAGAACUUUUCCAUAUUUUUGAUACGACUUCGAUCUUUACUCAGAAACUCUCAUGCUAUUGUGUUUGCCACAGCAGCCAGCGAAACGAUGCUGAAACAACCUGCGGAUGAGUUGUUUGUGACUUCUGAUCUCUACAUUCAGCUAGUUGCCAUAUCUGAAGAAGAGCAACGCAAACUUUCCCCUUUGGAUAAGUACCAUGGAUAUUUGAGAAUUCUGCGAUUGCCCAGAAUUACUUCUGCCGGGACGCACUCUCCACCUGCGGACUUGGUCUUCAUUCAGAAAAGAAAUAGUUUCGAUGUAAACUCUCAUGCCAUUGUGUUUGCAACAGCAGCCAGCGAGACGAUGCUGAAACAACCUGCGGAUGAGUUGUUUGUGACUUCUGACCUCUAUAUUCAGCUGUUUGCCAUUUCUGAAGAAGAACAACGUAAACUUUCCCCCUUGGAUAAGUAUCAUGGAUAUUUGAGAAUCCUGCGAUUGCCCAGAAUUACUUCAGCGGGAACGCACUGCCCACCUGCGGACUUGGUCUUCAUUCAGAAAAGAAAUAGUUUCGAUGUGUCGAUUUUGCACUUACCACCUGCUUUUGGCGAUGAAACGCAAAACUCAAAGGGUCCAUGUGGGAUUGAUUUCUAA
Messenger RNA from Strongylus vulgaris, 1335 nucleotides. The record is from the annotation of a GenBank genome assembly. Lineage: Eukaryota; Metazoa; Nematoda; Chromadorea; Rhabditida; Strongylidae.